UUAAUCAACAACAGCGCCUCUCUCUUGGUGUGUGUGCUGUGCGUGUGGAGGAGUAGCGCACUGAUGAUUGUGCGCAAAGGAAGACAUGAUUUAUUGUUUGCAAAGUCUGAAAGUGCACUCGAGCAAAUUUAACAAAGAGGUUGUAUUUAUAUAUUCUAUUCUGUAUUCGGUUAUAGUUGCUAAGCUGGCAAAUCAAGGCACAUCUUUUCUCGUAUUUUUUUCCAUUCAGCUCGAGGCAUCAAAAGCAUCCAGAUAUUUGAAGUUGGGCAAACAACUACAUAAUGUUUUCUAAUACAACAAACAAAUGGUGCCCAUCACCCUCAUUUCAACAGUCAAAGGGCUUUGUGAGCGUAGAGGUCAAAGGUCAGGGUCAGGCGCAGUCGUGGAACUAUUGGGGAUGCAGGAUCUUGUCAAAAGAAAGUCUCAUUAAAUUAAGUUAAGUCAAAUUAAUAAAAUAUAAGAUCAGUCUGUGUGUACUCUACGCACAACUCUUUGAUUGGCAAAAAGGAGGGAAGCACCACCCACCUCUAAUUUUUAUUCAGCUUUUUUACCCCAAUCCCACUGUCUCUUUCAUUCCCUCUCUCUGACACACACGCACACACAUACAGACAUGCACACAAACGCACGCAGCCCCCUGCUCUCAUCUGACGUGUCCUUUCAUAAGUGUCUGGAUAAUAGAUAAUGGAGGCAGCGGCCUGCGGGGGUCUUACAAAAACGGCGCUCGGUGAGUGGGGGCAUCACACACGAGGAGAGAGGAAAGGAGCACACGCCACACACAGACAGAGCAGCAAAGUGGCCUCUCAUAUCUUGCAAUCGCCGCGUAAACAGACAGGGCCUCUCAACUUUUACGCACAGAGACUGACUUUUACGCACGAAGCCAAGCGCAGAAGUAGACAGAAACGCCUUCAGAAGAAACUUUAUUGGGAUGCAGGAGCCUCUCGAGGAUCUUACCUGAAAGCAGCGGGCCUGCAGAACAAACUUCAUCAGUAAAUAUCUCAAAUACUGAUUAGCUUCAAUACAGAUGGCUGUGAACUUUGGAGCUGAUCCGUCAGACGCAGACUGAUAUGAAGACCGUCGAGUAAUACAUAUAAAAUAUAACUUUAAAGGCUUUUUUAUUUAAGACACAAACUUCAAGAAAACAAAGCAACCAUGCCUCGUCCAGGGAAGAACUCUUACAGCGACCAGAAGCCCCCAUACUCCUACAUCUCACUGACAGCGAUGGCUAUCCAGAACUCAACCGAGAAGAUGCUGCCCCUGAGUGACAUUUACAAGUUCAUCAUGGACCGCUUUCCGUACUAUAGAGAGAACACUCAGCGGUGGCAGAACUCCUUGCGCCACAACCUCUCCUUUAACGACUGCUUCAUCAAGAUCCCUCGGCGGCCUGAUCAGCCCGGAAAGGGCAGCUUCUGGGCUCUGCACCCGGACUGCGGUGACAUGUUUGAGAACGGCAGCUUCCUGAGGAGACGGAAGCGCUUCAAGGUGCUGCGCGCGGAGCACAUGGCCUGCAAGAGCUCCCCGAUGAUGCAUUACUUCCACCAUCACCACCACCACCACCCGGGUAGCAAGCUGGGCACAGCGUCUGCCCCUCAUGACCACUCAGCCGGGCAGGCCAGCUCGAUGGGUCGGCUUCCUCACUUUCAGGGUUAUGGGGGCAUAACGUGCGCACAGCCCGGCGGGUUUAAACACCCUUUCGCCAUCGAGAACAUUAUUGGACGGGACUAUAAGGGUGUGAUGGCAAGCGGGCUCCCCCUCACUUCGGUCAUGCACCACCUGGGUUACCCGGUGCCCCCGCAGCUCAGCAGCGUGGUCAACUCCAUGUGGCCGCACGUGGGCAUGCUGUCAGAGUCCAUGGGGGGCGUGCCUGUGCCCGCAUCCUCCGAGUACUCACCCUUCAGUGUAUCAACAAAGGGCCUGUACCACAACGGGCAAACCCUGCCCGCAGUUCCAGUGCCGAUAAAACCCACCCCGUCCCUGGGGCCCGUGCCAGGUCUGACGGGGCUGCAGUCCGGCCCGGCUCAGCUCUGCUCGCCGGCCUCAGUGAUGGAGAAAAGCGAUCUGCUAGAGGGGAAAGGCAACCCACUCCACCCUGCUCUCCUGCUGUCCUAACCGGGUAAAAUGCGAAAGAAGGACAUUCUUAACGUGUCAAAUUACACAUAAUCAGCAACGUUAUAUUUUCAGUUUCUUGCAGCUGUAGGAGUAAAAAGUCAGGUACCAUUGUGCUGUGUAAUUAUCUUUCUUUUAUUAGACUCAUGUUGAUUGAAAUCAUAUUUAUUUGCACACUUUGUGAGGGCAUUUACCACAUACUGUAAUGUGGCACUUAUAAAUACAAUCAGACACGUGGAGACGCUAAAGCCCAAAGAAAGGUCUGAAAUACUUUCCAAAUGCGAACCUACAAGUAUGUUUAUACUUUUGUUCUGAUUCUAUUUAUUUUAUUCUAAUCUUUGGCAGGCCGAUCGGCUUAAAACAAACAGGCCUUCGUGUUUUUAAUUAGGCCUGUUGCACUUUUUUUGUGUGUAACUUUGCGGUGCAUUGAAAAUGUUAUGCUUGUAUUAAAACACUAUUUAUCUGAGGAUAUUUAUAAAGAACUUAAAAAUGA
Messenger RNA from Notolabrus celidotus (New Zealand spotty), 2596 nucleotides. RefSeq names its product forkhead box B2 (gene foxb2). NCBI's taxonomy places the organism in Eukaryota, Metazoa, Chordata, Actinopteri, Labriformes, Labridae. The transcript has a single exon. Gene Ontology annotation, biological process: regulation of transcription by RNA polymerase II; cell differentiation; anatomical structure morphogenesis. The record is from RefSeq and is a predicted model, not a curated record. Bases 1150 to 2106 code for a protein of 318 amino acids. Gene Ontology annotation, molecular function: DNA-binding transcription factor activity, RNA polymerase II-specific; RNA polymerase II cis-regulatory region sequence-specific DNA binding.